Cladocopium goreaui is the source of this 3675-nucleotide messenger RNA. NCBI's taxonomy places the organism in Eukaryota, Dinophyceae, Suessiales, Symbiodiniaceae. The record is from the annotation of a GenBank genome assembly.
GUUGACUUGGACCAUGUGACUGUGCUCAAAGAAAUGAAAGCUGCUGGUUUGCAGGGUGUUCAGAUGACAUCAAGGAAAAGCUUUGGUAAGACCACCACGCUGUUUGUGAUGGCCAAGAGCUCUGAGAAGUUGGAUUUUGUUGAACUCACUUUCGACAAAGUCACUGUUUUGGCUACAGCGCAAGCCCCUGCUAGGGGAUCUAGGACGGAGACCGUGAGAAAACAGUGCACACGAGUUUCUACGCUGCUUCGCCAGUCAAGAGGAAACAUAAAGGUGAGGUCUUCUGGCAAUGGCGGAGUUCAGACUGUCCCUCCUACUCAGCUUGACAAUGAAGAUGAUGAGAUGAAGGAGAAGGAAACCGCCUCUCCCAAGGUUCCUCCACGAAAAGUCCUUCAAAGACCUGUGCCUGCGGGCAUGACUCGUUUCCUAACGCUGCUGAAGGUUUACAACAGAAACAGCAAGAAGAAUACCAUUUUCCUGUGGUAUACGACUGAUCCAGGCCAUUAUGGGUGGUUGAGCGGCACUCCUCCUGCUGAGCUCCAAUCCUGUGAAGUGCGCAAUGGACCGCUGCAAGGUGGUCGAGGUGGCUCUCAAGCUGGGUCGAAUGGUACCCGACUGUCAGCUCUGCCUCUGCGUUUGGAUGAGAGUUCCUGUGCAAACACCCGUGUGUCAGCAUUGCCUGCGCUUAACAAGCAGUCUGCUCCUCGGACCAGAUCCAGCGCCUUGCCCCAUGUGCCGCAGUCGGCCGUCUCCUCCCUGGGGGCCUCACACGGCACUUCGGACUUAGAUGGGAUGAUUGAUGAUUCACGCGGCCUGGCACCUCAGCCUAAGACCAAGACUCAGUCAGCUGCGGCCAUGACCAAAGGCCCCCGUGAAGUUUGGAAGUGUCCAUACUGUGAGUGGUCUACCAAGACCAAACAUGUGUAUGCUGAAAAGAAGGCUCACCUUGAUGCGUGGCACCCCAGCCUUAAAGCUCAGGCCUCUUUGCAGAAAACAAUUGUUCUCACCAAGGUUGCAGCCAAGGAUGCAUACUGGAAGUGUCCUAAGUGUGACUUAGGUAUCUCUGAGGAACUUCGACAGUCUUGCUCAGGGAUCCCCGGCUUGCGAUCAGCCAUUCUUCGUCACAAGAAGGACAAGCACCCCAGAGCUUCCGACCGUUGUUUCAACUUCAGGUCAAAUGCAAAGUGUUUUGCUGCACGUCAGCGUACCCACGCCGCAGUGCGCAACAAAGCUGCAGCUGGGCGUAUUGCGAAGAGCCAAGGGUGUGUGCACCAGAUUUCCUUUUUAUUGUGGCCAAAAUGGUGGAAGGUCCGGCCCAACCGCCACGAUGUCAUUUGUUUGAAAUGCAAGCGCAUUCAAAAGAGUGUGGACGCUUUGGAAAAAGAACCAUGUGACUUCCGCGCCUCCUUUGUUGGCAGGCGUAAGGCCUUCUUGGACAAGUCAUUUUGCAGAGCUACCAAGGACUUUUGUGUGAAGUGCAAGCGCAUCUGCGCCCAGUACAAAGACUUCGACCAGGUUCCGUGUGUCGAAAAGCCUUUGCCUGCACACAUGCGUAAGCGGACCAUGACUCGCAUUUGGUCGUUGGCCGGCAAGAGUCGCAAGCGACGAGCUGAGGCUCAGAUUCUGGUCGAUCAGCUGAAUGCUGAAAAUGAAGUGCAAGACUUUGCUCCCAAUGAUGGCAUCGACACUGCUCGGUGGAUGACUAUUCGUGGUCAUCGGCCCAACUCUCCCCCUUUUGAGCUGACCAACUUGUAUUUGCACUCUGGUGAUAAACGUGCUGCGGCCCACUUGGCGGCCUCCAUACUUGUGCCUUUGAAUCACAAGAAAGCUUCCUCUUUGAUGAGCUUUAAAGAGCGCAAGUUGACUCGGCUCUCUCGCCUCUUGCGAGAAUUCCAGCUUCAGGCUUCUUUGGGCAAAUUUGACUUUCGCUUGCACAACAAUUUGUGGCGGAGAUGGAAUGAUCUGUGUCCUCAUUUUGAACGUCUUCGAGUCCUGGAUUUUUCGCAUCCUGAUUCUUUGGAUUUGGUUCGGCAGUGCCUGGAAGAGGAAAAUGCUGGUGUUAGGCGGCAACCGCAAAAGGCAGAUGAACCUGCCGGAGUGCCCAUCCACCCGCAGCAGAAGGUGGAACAUCAUCAGAACAUUUGGAAACAACUCUGGAAUCCUCCCAGCUUCACGUCCGUUGAUGAGGUGCAACCUUGGUUGGCCACACUCCCUCCGGGUGUUUUCCAGGACUCUUUGUCCUUUACAGGUGGAAUGUUGCGGGAGCUCACCUUCAAGAAAAAGGACAAGGCUCAUGGCGCUGACGGUUGGCGUCCUUCUGAGAGAUUCGAAACGAAAGAUGCGGUGGCUGCUGGGGAGUUUCGUGAGUUGAGGACCUUCGGCGAGCUAUCCAGGCUCUUCGACAUCAACAGUGGAAAUGCUCUUCUCGGGAAAUUUGCAGUGCUGUCUUGGGAGUUGCAACUUUGGCGUGCCGAACCUCGGGUUCAGGUUGACUUGGAGAGCAACAUUUCAAGUUUUCCUUGGUUGCCGGUGCAUCGUAUUUGGCUAAACUCUGACCGCAGUCUGCAUAGACCUUCUCUUCGUACUGCUCUUGUGGCUGCUAAAGAGGGUCAUGUUUUGUCUUCAGAGCUUGGGGUCGACGUUGUCUGUGCUUGUGGCGAAGUCAAACCUUCUCGUCAGAAUUUCCUUUGGCGGUGUCCCUACCGUGUUCACCUUCCUCGCGGUCCUGAGAAUGAAGCUGAAAAGCGUCUGCUGGUUUCUACGGUGGCCUUUCCCGCUGCUGCUGCGAUGCGUAAUUUGCCGAUGGAUGCCGAAGCUCUUUUGGUGCAUUUGCGUACGUGUCUUUUUCGGAGGCCGGUGAUUGCUACUGACGGCUCUAGUGCUGGUAUUUGGAAGCGGGCUGCAUGGGCAGUGUGUUGCCAGUGUGGCUUUUCUUGCGCUGCACUUGGUCCCGGUCUUGAUCAGUCUGCUCCUGCAGCUGAAGUUUACGCCCUGGCUGUGCUUGCUACGGCUGUUCGGGAAUCUACGAGGUUUGGCCUUUCGGCCUUGCUCGUGCAGCUCCGUGAAGUGCUCAGCAAGUGGCAGUGGCAACAAGUUGUGUACGCCGCAUGCAUUGUGGCCAAAGUCUCCAACUUAUUGGAUAUUCAGCUUGACCUUUUGACUGACAGCAUGUUUGUCCUUCGCCUUUGGGAAAGGAUUCUUCAGCCAUGUUUCUAUUCGGCACCGUGGCGGGUGCUGAAGGAUGCACAAUUGCGGCUUCUUCUGACUUGGUGGCGAUGUUUCCUGCUGAUUCUGCGGCUGCGUGAAGUGUUGCAGAGGUUAGCUCGCAUUCGCAUUACGUCUCGCCUUCUGCUUUGGGCUUGCCAUUUUGGUGCUCAUUUGGAUCCUGAGUUUGUGAUGGAUUUCUCGGUCAUUCGUCAUGAACUGUGGAAACUGUCUCCUAGUGCACAGGCACUGCGGACGCGGGUGUACGCCGCAUGCAUUGUGGCCAAAGUCUCCAACUUAUUGGAUAUUCAGCUUGACCUUUUGACUGACAGCAUGUUUGUCCUUCGCCUUUGGGAAAGGAUUCUUCAGCCAUGUUUCUAUUCGGCACCGUGGCGGGUGCUGAAGGAUGCACAAUUGCGGCUUCUUCUGACUUGGUGGCGAUGUUUUCUGCUGAUUCUGCGGCUGCGUGAA